Colius striatus (speckled mousebird) is the source of this 2000-nucleotide messenger RNA. It is a transcript of the gene CDCA8, whose product is annotated as cell division cycle associated 8. NCBI's taxonomy places the organism in Eukaryota, Metazoa, Chordata, Aves, Coliiformes, Coliidae. Bases 135 to 1040 code for a protein of 301 amino acids. The transcript has 10 exons. The record is from RefSeq and is a predicted model, not a curated record. Gene Ontology annotation, cellular component: chromosome passenger complex; chromosome, centromeric region; spindle midzone. Gene Ontology annotation, biological process: mitotic sister chromatid segregation.
CGAACGCGCGGCGGGCGGCAGCGCUCCGGGACCGGCCACCGACCCCCGGCAGCGCUCCGGGACCCGCCACCGACCCCCGGCAGCGCUCCGGGACCGGCCACCGACCCCCGGCAGCGACCCCCGGCCCCGCCGCCAUGGCUCCCAAGCGGAAGAAGGCGAGCGCCGCCGCUCGCAGUAGGAAACUGGCGGCUUUCCUCAAGGACUUCGACCGCGAGGUGAGGAGCCGGGUCGAGCAGCUGCAGGCGAAUGGGCAGCGCCUCAUCAAGGAGGUGGAGAAUCUGUACGAUAUCGAGAUCCUGAGGCUGCCGGUGGCGGUCCGCGGAGUGAAGUGGCUCGAGUAUAUCGCUAAAGGAGGAAGUGAGAAGGUGUUGGAAGAGGCAGCAACGGCAGACUUGGAAAUAACAGAAAUAAACAAGUUAACAGCAGAAGUCAUCCAGACUCCUUUAAAAGUCAUCCAGAAAGUGGAAAAAUCCAAACAAGAUAUUGAAACUAUUGAAGAAGAAGCAGAACCUCCUUUGCUUCCUGUAGCAAAGAAAGCCAAGCAUGACAGCCAAAGUCUUCCAGAGCUAGAAGCUGAAAACAUAAAUCCAGGAACUGGGAAGGUGAAGGCAUCCACUAAAAGAGUGCCAGUGUCCAGGAGCAGAAGAGCUCCUUCCUCAAGAGUGAAGCGUAUGAGUAAAAGGUCAAGCAAAAGCAACUUUAUCACUCCAGCUACUGGCAGAAACGUUGUUGUCUGUGCUCAAGGAGGUACCUCCUUUAUUACACCCAAAUUUGAUUCCAGGAUUUUCAAGACGCCGGGGCUGCGCACGCCGGCCGGGAACGAGCGGCUUUACACCAUCUCUGCCAACGGCAGCCCCCUGGCGGACAGCAGCGACAUCUUCAUCACAGUCCCCGUGGGAGGAGGGGAGAGCAUUCGUUUAACAGCAAAUGAUUUGACCAAGAAGAAUCUUCUUCAUCUGAAUCCAGAGGCUCAAGGAUUUAUGAAGAAGCUCUCAGUGCGUCUCGCACAGGCGUGUGGUGGAGUCAGCACCCACAGAUGAACCUCAGUGAAUGUCAACAUCCCUCUGUAAAUACACAAUGCUACACUUAGGACUGCUGCUUUUAGUUCUUGUUCUAAUCUGUGUCUACCUUCCAUUAAUUUACAGAAUGGAAGUUAAGAACUGAUUUUUGUACUUAGAAUAGAUGGCUUUUAUUUUUAUUGAGGAAGAAGACCUUUUCUUUCCCAUUUCCUUAAAGGCUGAGCCCAAGGUACAGCUCUCCUGGGCUUGUGGGACAGAAAGGCUACUCUGGGAUCUUACAGAAGGUGUCAGCAGUGGACACAAGUGACUUGGAGUUGGUGUCUGUCAGGGCAAAGAGAAACAAAUCAGAUUUCUUGUGCUUCCUUCUGGGCACUUCCUUCCUCUGCAAAUGUGACACUCAGUUUAGCACCUGAGACACCUGAAGGCAAGUUGCUGGUGCCUGGGGCUAAAUGGAAAGCUUUUAGUUCAGCUGGAACUGCAAUUCCUUUUGUUCUUACAGCAGCUGUUGUGUUUGUGGCAGCCUUUGAGGGUUUUAUAGGGAACUUCACACAUUGUAUUUUUAUCAAAGAAAUAAAAGCAGGGAACAAGUCAUGUGUUUUCUUUCCUGUAGCCAUCAUCUUAUUUUCAACAGCCUGGAAAAGCAGAGCUCUCUCUAUCAAGCACUUACUCUCUCUUGGGAAGGUUGUUUGAGGUCUUAAAAUGUAAAAGCCUCCUCUCAAAACCCAGGGUUUCAUUUUUAUUGCCACACUUUGUCCCUGGUGCAGGAUGAGAGAGGACACUUCUCUGAGGGAAUCUCUUAAAAGUGUGGUUCACUUUGACUCCUGAAGCAUUGCAUGGAUCAUGUAAAGGCAAAUAUGUCCCAUGGCAUCUGCAGGAGACAACCUGAUAAUCCUUCCUGUGUUUCAGCAGGGAGGCUAACAGGAGAAUGUUUUAAUUGGCAUGUUAAGAGAGCAUUCAGAGUAAACAACUUUGCUUCUGUAA